AUUUUGCUCUGGAUCUUCAGCUCGUUUGAGCGCGCGCGCACGCAAAGCACUUGCACCUGGCCCCUUGACGCAACUCGCGGCGUUGGUGUUUCUCUCCGCUGAUACUUGAACCCAAACAUACAUUGUACCUACUAGUGCACGCCAAUUUGGAAAUCGGCUUGGCGUAAUGGCAAUUGCCGCGCUGACUCCUUCGCGUGCGUCGCUCCAGCAAGCAGUAGUAUCACCAUACGCGGCGCAAAGAUGCCCAAUUGCACGUAUGGCGCUGAGGCGCGCGUCGGCCUUCCCCGGGCCGCAUCCGAGCGGCCGGUUUCUGACGCCGCUGCAGUCUGCAUCGGCCAAUGCGUCCAGUCUAGUGAUUGAGUUGCAACCGCAAUUCAAGCAGGAGGCAUCGGAGGCAGAUGUCGUCGUGGAGACUGGCGCAGUGCUUGCACCCAGCGCAGAGCCCGCGACAUCCGCGCCAGCGCCCAGCGAGUCGUCUCAGCAGCCGGGGGCGGCAGCACAACCCUCAGUUGCAGUUCCGUUUGAAACGGACAAGAAGAAGCUGUGGCUGGCUGCCAUCAAGCCCCCGAUGUACUCGGUGGGCUUCAUGCCCGUGCUGGUCGCCGCCGCCGCCGCAUUCUACGUGCACGGCUGCCUGCCCUGGGGCCGCGUGGGUGGCCUGGUGACCGCAGCCAUCCUGGUCAUCGCCUGGCUUAACCUCAGCAACGACGGCUUUGACUCGCUCACGGGCGUGGACGCCGCCGGCGCAAAGCCCGAGUCCGUGGUCAACCUGCUAGGCGGCGGCGCCGCCGGCCGCGCCGCCGUCCUGCUGGUCGCCAAGACGUCGCUGCUGGCGGGCGUGCUGCUGCUGGGCCGCUGCAUUGGCGCCGCGCCCGGAGGCGACCCGCGGCCGUCGGCGCUGCUGGCGUUCAGCAUCGUGUGCGGCUAUGUGUACCAGGGGCCGCCCUUCCGGCUGUCGUACAAGGGCCUGGGCGAGCCCCUGUGCUUCGCCGCAUUCGGCCCCUCCGCCACCACCGCCUUCUUCCUGGCGCUGCAGCCCGACGGCGCCGCCGCCGCCGCCGCCGCCGCCGCGGCGGCGGCGGCGGCGUCUUCCGCCGCUGCCGCGGCGGCUGCCGCUGCCGCGGCGGCUGGCGCCGGCGCCGGCGGCUUCGCCGCCGGUGUGGCGGCGCUGACCGCCGGCGUGCCGCCGGCAGUGGGCGCGUGCGCGCUGCUGGUGGGUGCCACCACCACCGUCAUCCUGUUCUGUUCGCACUUUCACCAGAUAGCGGGCGACGUCGCCGCCGGCAAGCGGUCACCGCUGGUGCGGCUCGGGACGGACCGGGCGCGGCACGUGCUGCGCGCCGCCGCCGUCGCCACCCACGCCGGCGCGUUCGUGGCGGCAGCGGUGGGCGCGCUGCCGUGGCCUGCCGCGGUGGCGACGUUGCUGGCGUCGCCGGCGGCGCGGGCGAUGGUGGCGUUUGCAGAUGAGAACCACACCGUGCCUGUGAAGGUCGCGCCACUCAAGCGGUUUGCGGUGAAGUGGCACGUCCUGUUUGGGCUAUGCCUGUGCGCGGGGCUUGCGGCGGCACGCGCGCUGGCGACGGGCGGCGUGUGAGUGGCUGCCGCGGUGGGUUUGCGUGGCAGAGCUUAGAGUUUUGUUGGGGAGGAGGGCUUGAUAGGCAGGAGGGCUCAAAGCGACGUGGUGUGUUCGAGAGGACCACAGAAGCGAACGAAACUCGUUGCGGCAAAUGAGGGACGUGGCGAUUUUCUCAGCCCGGAAAGAAUGCUGGCAAUUUCGAUUGCGUGCAAUCGUGCAUGUGUAUGUUUGCAUGCAUCCAGCCGGCCGAUUGACUGCCCAACUCAACACGGCGUCUGCGGGGCAGGGGGGCUGCAUCCCUGCGCUGCGGGGCGGGCAGGGAUGAGCGGGCGCAGGCACCGGCUACUGGCGGCAGCAGCAGGAUGGCAGAUGCUCCUUUCCUAUGAACUUGAGAGGAGCGGUGUAAUAGUAAAUGUGU
Messenger RNA from Chlamydomonas reinhardtii, 1994 nucleotides. RefSeq lists its product as uncharacterized. Gene Ontology annotation, molecular function: prenyltransferase activity. NCBI's taxonomy places the organism in Eukaryota, Viridiplantae, Chlorophyta, Chlorophyceae, Chlamydomonadales, Chlamydomonadaceae. Gene Ontology annotation, biological process: menaquinone biosynthetic process; phylloquinone biosynthetic process. The transcript is spliced from 3 exons. The record is from RefSeq and is a predicted model, not a curated record. The coding region runs from base 257 to 1594 and encodes 445 amino acids. Gene Ontology annotation, cellular component: membrane.